AUGUCCGAUAAAGGCGAACCCGAACAAGCCAAAGACGCAACUGUUGGCCUGAAGUCAGAUUUGAAGACUCUCCGACAACUGACCUCCUCAUCCGAAGCUGCCAAGAAGCAUCGAGAAGCUUCUAAAGAUGAAAGAGCAAAGCGCAACUUGGAGGAAGCGGUUGAGAGAACCUUAAGACAGCAAGACGAAGGACCCAGGUACAACUCUAGGAAAUGA
Molecule: messenger RNA, 216 nt
Organism: Aspergillus viridinutans
Lineage: Eukaryota; Fungi; Ascomycota; Eurotiomycetes; Eurotiales; Aspergillaceae
Exons: 1
Coding region: 1-216 (71 amino acids)
Source: RefSeq, a predicted model, not a curated record